Messenger RNA from Pogonomyrmex barbatus (red harvester ant), 5487 nucleotides. RefSeq names its product alpha actinin (gene Actn). Gene Ontology annotation, molecular function: calcium ion binding; protein binding. NCBI's taxonomy places the organism in Eukaryota, Metazoa, Arthropoda, Insecta, Hymenoptera, Formicidae. The record is from RefSeq and is a predicted model, not a curated record.
UUCGCGCGGACCGCGCGUUGGUCCUAUUUUAGUCGCGUGUGUGGGUGAAUGAGGUGCCGCGACGCCCGUCUCCGACGCUAUUUUUGUCGUCCCUGCGUCCUCGCGAGCGAGUUGCGGAUCUGCUGUACAUACGUGUGUGCGUGCAUGCGUGCGUGCGUGCGUACGCGCGCGCGACGGAGAAGGACGAAGGAACGUGAGAUACGCACACACGAGCGAAAAGAAUGAACGACAUGGAGGCCUACGGGGACGGAUACAUGGCACCGGAGGAGGAAUGGGAGAGGGAGGGUCUUCUGGACCCUGCCUGGGAGAAGCAGCAGAAAAAGACAUUCACAGCUUGGUGCAACUCGCAUCUACGCAAAGCAGGCACUGCCAUCGAAUCGAUCGAAGACGAUUUCAGGAAUGGGUUGAAACUGAUGUUGUUGCUUGAGGUGAUCUCAGGCGAGACCCUUCCGAGGCCUGACAGAGGCAAAAUGAGAUUCCACAAGAUCGCCAACGUGAACAAGGCCCUCGAUUAUAUCGCCAGUAAGGGCGUCAAGCUGGUUUCAAUUGGCGCAGAAGAAAUCGUUGACGGCAACCUAAAGAUGACUUUGGGAAUGAUAUGGACCAUUAUCUUGAGAUUCGCGAUCCAGGAUAUCUCCGUGGAGGAGAUGACCGCGAAGGAAGGUCUGUUGCUUUGGUGCCAGCGCAAGACGGCACCGUACAAGAAUGUCAACGUUCAAAACUUCCACCUGUCCUUCAAGGACGGUCUCGCGUUCUGCGCACUUAUUCAUCGCCAUCGGCCCGACUUGAUCGACUACAACAAACUCAGCAAGGAUAAUCCGCUGGAGAAUUUGAACACUGCCUUCGAUGUCGCUGAAAAGUAUCUCGACAUUCCUCGCAUGUUAGAUCCCGAUGAUUUGAUCAACACUCCCAAGCCGGAUGAGCGAGCUAUCAUGACGUACGUGUCCUGCUACUACCACGCGUUCCAAGGUGCCCAGCAGGCAGAGACAGCGGCUAACAGAAUCUGCAAGGUACUAAAAGUAAAUCAAGAGAAUGAGCGCCUCAUGGAGGAAUACGAGCGCUUAGCUUCCGAUUUGCUCGAAUGGAUACGACGAACGUUGCCAUGGCUUGCGAAUCGGCAAACCGACAAUUCCCUCGCCGGUUGUCAGAAGAAGCUGGAGGAAUACCGAACGUAUAGGCGCAAGCAUAAGCCACCACGUGUUGAACAGAAAGCCAAGCUGGAGACAAAUUUCAAUACUUUGCAGACAAAAUUGAGGCUGAGCAAUAGACCGGCAUACAUGCCCACAGAAGGAAAAAUGGUGUCUGAUAUAAAUAAAGCAUGGAGAAAUCUGGAGUUAGCCGAGAAGACGUUCGAAGAUUGGUUAUUGUCCGAGAUGAUGCGUUUGGAACGAUUGGAACAUUUGGCGCAGAAAUUCAAGCAUAAGGCGGACGCUCACGAGGACUGGACCGCUGGUAAGGAAGAGAUGCUCACAUCCCAACACUUCCGGCAGUGCAAAUUGAACGAGCUUAAGGCCUUGAAGAAGAAGCAUGAAGCUUUCGAAUCAGAUCUUGCGGCCCAUCAGGAUCGUGUGGAGCAAAUCGCAGCUAUCGCUCAAGAACUCAACACUCUUGAGUAUCACGACAGCGCAUCCGUGAACGCUAGAUGCCAACGCAUUUGCGAUCAGUGGGAUCGUUUGGGUACACUUACCCAACGCAGACGUCAAGCUCUCGAUGAAGCCGAGAAGAUCCUAGAAAAGAUAGAUGUCUUACAUUUAGAGUUUGCCAAACGCGCUGCUCCAUUCAACAAUUGGUUGGAUGGAACCAGAGAAGAUUUAGUGGACAUGUUUAUUGUCCAUACGAUGGAAGAGAUUCAAGGUUUAAUGGACGCGCACGCUGCAUUCAAAGCUACUUUGGGUGAAGCGGACAAGGAGUACAACGCGAUUGUGGGAUUGGUGCGCGAAGUAGAAUCCAUAGUUAAGCAAUACCAAAUCCCUGGUGGCUUGGAGAAUCCUUAUACCGCUCUAACUGCCAUGGAUCUUACUAAGAAAUGGAGCGAUGUUAGACAGUUAGUUCCUCAACGUGACGGUACCUUAGCUGCUGAACUUCGCAAACAACAAAAUAAUGAAUUGCUUAGACGACAAUUUGCCGAAAAAGCCAAUGUUGUCGGACCAUGGAUAGAACGCCAGUUGGAUGCUGUGACUGCAAUUGGUCUCGGUCUUCAGGGAACACUUGAAGAUCAAUUACAUCGUCUGAAGGAAUACGAACAGGCAGUAUAUCAAUACAAAGCUCAUCUUGAGGAAUUGGAAAAGAUCCAUCAAGCAGUUCAGGAAGGCAUGAUCUUCGAAAACCGUUAUACUCAGUACACUAUGGAGACAUUGCGCGUUGGUUGGGAACAACUUCUGACUUCAAUUAAUCGUAAUGUUAACGAAGUCGAAAAUCAAAUUCUUACUAGAGAUUCGAAGGGUAUCACUCAAGAGCAGCUGAAUGAAUUCCGCAGCAGUUUCAAUCAUUUCGACAAGAACAGAACGGGCAGAUUGGCACCAGAUGAAUUUAAAUCCUGCCUUGUAUCUCUGGGAUACUCUAUUGGAAAGGACAGACAGGGCGACAUCGAUUUCCAACGAAUCCUCGCCAUCGUUGAUCCCAACAAUUCGGGCUAUGUGCACUUUGAUGCUUUCCUCGAUUUCAUGACGCGUGAGUCUACAGAUACCGACACAGCGGAACAAGUCAUCGACAGUUUCCGCAUUCUCGCUGGUGACAAGCCAUAUAUCUUGCCAGAUGAACUGAGGAGAGAAUUACCACCGGAUCAGGCGGAAUAUUGCAUUCAGCGAAUGCCACCAUACAAAGGACCGAGCGCUGUGCCUGGAGCAUUGGAUUACCGCUCUUUCUCGACAGCUCUGUAUGGUGAAUCUGAUCUGUAAAUGAACAUAAUGAUAUCAAAAUUGAUAUUAUUCGAUGGAGUAAUAUCGAAAGAAAACAAUGAAAAAGGGAUCGGGUAUUUGUCAGCUGAACAGAUAAACAAUGCCUAAAAGUUUCUCCUACUAUUUUAGUAUUUUUAACGCAUCAACGUAUUUUCAUGGCGAUACAUUUUAUUAAAACUCAAUGUAAAAGAAUACAAUACGUACAAUGUCAAUCAUUAUGUUAAAUACUAAUAACUGUACGUGCGUAUGUGUACUCGAGUUUAUUGGAAGGGACUAGAAAUUUACUAGUCCGGGAUAAGUAAGAAAGUAGGUGAUAUCAUUUUAACGUAAAGGGAUCUAAGUUGUCGUACUAAGAAAAGUAGAUAUUAACUGUAUUAACUAAGAAUAUCUUCCACGUGAAUGGAGAUUACAUAUCAGAUAUACGUACAAGGAAAAAUUACGUAACUUAUAUAAGUCUGUUAACAUGACAAUAAUGAAUAUCAAAUAUGAGUAUUUAGAUACCUUUCGUUAAAAAGAUAUGGAACGUAAGCAUAAACAAGAAGUUCAAAAUUAAUGUACUCUUCUAUGGAACGUUUUGCUACAUGCUUAUUCUUCUAUUUUUUUUUAUGUAGCCUACUCUAGAACGAGACAAUUUGAAUUUCUUUUUUUUUCUGGGAAGAUAAGUGCCAACGAUAGGUAACACAUUUUCUACGAUUCUUUUUUUCGAACGGGAAGGAAUUGCGUCUUGGGCCAUAUUUGAGAUCGAUAAUUAUGGCAAAAAAGGAGAAGCUUACAUAAUUGGAUAUAGUUAGUGAGUGCAUUGAUACUAGAGGCUCUCCAAAUUACUAUUAAAAUAGUACUAAUUUUAUUAGUACUACUUUUUACUAGUAUUACUACUAUAAGUACUAAGUAGUGCUAUAACUACUAGUACUACUUUUUAUCUCUAUACAUAUAUCAGGAUAUUUAUUCUAAAGUUCUAUAUUCUACAUUUUGUAUAUGAUUAUUCAGCGAAAGAGAUAUAUACACACACAUAUAUAUAUAUUUUUAGAUUGCGAUUUUGCCAUUGUAGCGUGACACAAAUUUAACAGUGUUUUCGAAUUGAAUUUUUCUGAAUCCACACAUUCAUAGUAAUUUUAUUACAUUUUAUAAUUAUAUCGUGUUUGUCAAUAGCUUAAACGUGUGCCCUUUUAAAAAUUACCAAAUUCUACGUCAUAUUUGGGGUGCACUCCGUUAAGCAUUGACAUUCGGUUUACGCCAUAGAUCAAUGUUCGCACAAACACUUAAAAAAAAAAAGAGAGAAUUUCAAGGUAGUAAAAUUCAGAGAAAUAAUAAUAACGAGUCUUUGCGAGACUUAAUGAUAUAGAAGUCGACCUUCUCGCUAAGUAUCCAGAAAACAUACGCUCGAAAUCGAAUAAUGUUCAUAUUUUUUUAAUAAGCGCGGCACUACGAAUCCUUAAACGACAAGCCGUCGCCUUAUGUACUUUGUAAAUCGUAUAUUAAAGGUACGCGAAACGAAUAUGCUGAACGAAGCAAAUUAUUUAUUUAUUUGACUUUAAUAAUUAUUUAUUAUAUUGCUCCGAUAUAUGUAUCUAUUUUACGAUAGUGAACGGGAUACUUUUCUCAAAGUAUUUAUUUUUAUAAAUAUCUGCGAAGAGCGAUAAGGCGCGCUAAUUGUAAUAUAGAGUCCACUUUGUAAAUCUCCAAAUCGCAGCUGCCAUUUCUUGGAUCAUAUUUUACGACGUAGCCUUAUCUGUCAAAAGUGACGUCGGAAGUCGAAUCAUCAUUGUUCAAAUCGUUGUGAAAAAUCAAUCUCUCAAUUAAAGCGCUCGUGUGUGUGUGAAAUGCAAUUUACUUUUAUCGGCGAAAGUAUACUGUAAGUAUACUGUAAGUUUUUUUCUGUUUCGCUUUUUGCGGCUUUAAUGCGCUUUUCAAUGUUUAUCUUAACGCAAUUUUUUGAGAGUUUACUUAAUUUCUCAUUCCUUUUUAUUUCUUUUUCUUCUCUCUCUCGGAAUAUACAUUGGGCAUAUAGAGAGACGAAUAUAAUAUACAAGAAACACGUCAAAGCAGAAAGUUGACUGCUAGAACAGUAUAUACACACGUAAAUAAACGACACACACGCACUUUUUUACAGGUAUACGUACCACCGAACAAGGAAAUAUACGUAAUGUCAAAAAGGGAAGCGUAUACUUUGAAACAUAUACGUCUGAAACAUAUAUAUCUGAUGCAUUGUAAUAUCCGCGCAAACGAAUAUUCGAAAAUGAAGUCCGCCUGCUCGGAAAGUUGAAAAGUUUCCGAAUACUUCAUUAUAAUUUUGUCAGAUUUUGUCAUACAGUUGAAUUACAUUCUCAUUUAUACAUAGCGUAUUUAUACACGUAUAAUUGUAAUUAUUAUUAUUAUUAUUAUCUUAUGAAACAAUAUUUAUGAAAUUGUAACAAUUCGAUGGAAAUCUCGCUGAAACAUGAUCGUCUCGCGCUGCAUUACAUUUAUCAGCUACUACUGUAUACUUGUUUUGCCCAUCUCAUCUUCCUAAACUAGAUUAAUAACAAAUAACAUUGUAAAACGCAAGAAUAUCGGGGAAAAUAAAGAAAUCUUUGAAAAAAAGUAUGUAUAC